Arachis stenosperma is the source of this 1431-nucleotide messenger RNA. RefSeq lists its product as uncharacterized. Bases 1 to 1431 code for a protein of 476 amino acids. The transcript is spliced from 6 exons. The record is from RefSeq and is a predicted model, not a curated record. NCBI's taxonomy places the organism in Eukaryota, Viridiplantae, Streptophyta, Magnoliopsida, Fabales, Fabaceae.
AUGGCUGAAAAUGAGAAGGUUAGCUUGCAAGCUCAAGCUCCAAAGGUUCCAACAAGCAAACAACCCAUCACAAUAGUGGAGGAUGCAUUUGAAGAGCAAGUUAGGACUUCGAAGAAAACAAGGAAGGCUCAACCAACGGCACUUUUUCAAGAAUGCACGCAUAAUGGAAAUGGGACAAUGUUUAAAGUUGAAAAGAACUCUAAAACUAGGAAUCAAAGGACUGCUGAACCUGAUGCAAUGGAUCAAAAUGAUAUAAAUUCUGAUGAUGACGAAGAAGAUACAAGCGAGAUGAGUGCAACUUCAAAUAAAAAAGGAAUGAGUCUUGACAUGUAUUUUAAGGUACAUGGGAUAAAUUUGGAAGAUGAAGAAGAUGAGGAAGAUGAAGAAAAUGAGCUUGAUGAUAAUGCAAAUGAUGCGGGUAGUGGAGGACAAACUAGUAAUGAAGAUUUUAAUGAUCGACGGGAGGUGGAAUUUUUUCAAGGGCAGCCUGUAGGUCCAACCAACGAGGUUGUAUCUGACCUCAACCAACUAUUGGGCACAACAGUUAAAAACCCUCGUUUUGUGACUUUGUUAUAUACUAGUUGGCAUGGUGUGCCUAGUAAACUCAAAGAGGAAAUGUGGGAUUAUGCCAAUCAAAAGUUCAUUCUUCCCAUAAGUUCAAAGCCGUGGGUAAUGCGGAGAUUUUGUGGUGCAUGGAAAAAAUAUAAGAGAGAAAUAAAAAAAGAGCAUUUCGUGAAGUACAAGACAAAGAAAGAAAUGAUAAAGAACCGGCCAUUAGAGAUUCCCGAGGUUCAAUUUCGCAAACUAAUUCGGUAUUGGAGUCUUCCGGCCAUCAAGGCUAUCUCUGCUAAGAAUACUGAAAAUAGGUUAAAACAAACAUGUCCUCACCGAAUGGGAUCCACAAAUUUUGGAAUAGUGCGUAAGCAGCUGCGUGACUCUAAAGAGAACAGUGAAGAACCAUCAAGGGCUGAAGUUUUCAUAGCAACUCGCACAAGUAAAAAAGGAAAAGAAAUUGAUGCUAAAACACAAGCCACAAUUACUGAACUUCAGAACCACUUAGAAGCAGGAGAAAAUGAAGAGGAUACAUUUGUAGGAGUGUUAGGAAAGGACCAACCAGGUCGACUUCGUUGUUAUGGGGCUUCGAUUACAAGAAGCUCUCUUAAAAAAGAUGAGGAGAUUCGCCACAUAAAAGUUGAAUAUAACACUAAGGUCUCAUCAUUAGAGAAGAAGAUGGAUGGUGUAUGUGGUUUAUUAAUGAUAUUGGUGCACCAACUCAACCCUGGAAUGAGCAAUGAAGAGGUAACAGCCUUAGUUCAAGCUGCCCAAGAUUCUCCUGUGGAUACCUCAAGUAGCAAAGCAAAAAAUACUCCUCGCUCCUCCGAAGCAACUCACAUUCCAUACAAAGAUGAUGUAGGUAAAAUUGUGGCAUGA